Aspergillus tanneri is the source of this 768-nucleotide messenger RNA. RefSeq names its product protein hmgX (gene hmgX). The transcript has a single exon. Bases 1 to 768 code for a protein of 255 amino acids. The record is from RefSeq and is a predicted model, not a curated record. Gene Ontology annotation, biological process: cilium assembly. NCBI's taxonomy places the organism in Eukaryota, Fungi, Ascomycota, Eurotiomycetes, Eurotiales, Aspergillaceae.
AUGACCACCAUCCAGCCCUCGCAUCCCUCCCUCACCUCCAACGAUUCCGCCGUCCUCCAAGCCCUCUUCGACGCGGAAUCCUCUCCCUCCUCCGCCGUCACUAUUGACUCUUCACUACCUGCAUUCCCAGCACAUCUGCACCUACCUGAAGACCUCGAAUCCCUCAGACAACGCGAACUCUCCAUCGUUCGCACCCUCCAACCCACCGCCAUCACCCUCGAGACCAUCCAAACCGCCAUCCAAGACCUCGCCACCCUCAUCGCAGACCACCCGACCUACCCAUCCGCCUACGUGAAUCGCGCUCAAGCCCUCCGUACCCUCAUCGAUCAUCAGACAGGUACUACUACCAACAAUAACGACUUCAGCGAAGAAACCAGUCUCUUCGACCCGACCAACGCCCCAACUACAUCCGCUAUCUUCGACGACCUCUCCAAGGCCAUUUCUCUUUCCACGCCGCUGUCCCCCCCGGACCCGGUGUCGCCCCCGCAGGCCCGCAUCCUCGCGGACGCACACACCCACCGCGCAUAUCUCCUUCUCAAGGCGGCGCGGUGGAAGCGAACCCCAUUUGCGCCACGCGACGGCGGUCCGGCGAAGUUGCGGGACGUGCCGGCCGAUCAGCUCGAGGAGAUGGCGAGUCGGGAUUUCUUCUUCGGUGGUCGGUAUGGGAAUAAAGUUGCGCAGCAGAUGGCCGUGCAAACGAAUCCGUAUGCGAAGAUGUGUGGUGCCAUUGUUAAGGAGGCGAUGAGGAAGGAGAUUGAAGGGUUAUAG